Xenopus laevis (African clawed frog) is the source of this 1278-nucleotide messenger RNA. RefSeq names its product calcineurin-like EF-hand protein 1 L homeolog (gene chp1.L). Gene Ontology annotation, molecular function: calcium ion binding. The record is from RefSeq and is marked provisional. NCBI's taxonomy places the organism in Eukaryota, Metazoa, Chordata, Amphibia, Anura, Pipidae. Gene Ontology annotation, cellular component: plasma membrane; cytoplasm; nucleus.
CUCUUGGAAGGAAGUCAGAGGAAGAAACAAUGGGCUCCAGGGCGUCAACGCUGCUCAGGGAUGAGGAGAUAGAAGAGAUUAAGAAGGAGACGGGUUUUUCUCACAGCCAGAUAACUCGAUUGUACAGUCGGUUCACAAGCCUGGAUAAAGGAGAGAAUGGGACUUUGAGUCGAGAAGAUUUCCAGCGGAUACCAGAGUUGGCGAUUAACCCCCUUGGAGACAGGAUUAUCAAUGCUUUCUUUACUGAAGGAGAGGACCAGGUGAAUUUCCGAGGCUUUAUGAGGACUUUGGCACACUUCCGCCCUAUUGAAGAUAAUUCCAAAGAUGCAAACAGCCAAGAGCCACUAAACAGCAGAAGCAACAAAUUGUUAUUUGCAUUCCGUCUCUAUGACUUGGACAAAGAUGACAAGAUCUCCAGGGAGGAACUAUUACAGGUGCUGCGUAUGAUGGUGGGUGUGAACAUAUCGGAUGAUCAGCUGGGCAGCAUUGCUGACCGUACUAUUCAGGAAGCUGACCAAGAUGGAGACAGUGCUAUAUCAUUCACAGAGUUUGUUAAGGUUUUAGAAAAAGUUGAUGUAGAGCAGAAAAUGAGCAUUAGAUUCCUACACUGAGCAGACUAUAAUACAACAUGUUGAAUAUCAGGAAUAAGCUCUUUGAUCCUGCAGCAGUCCAACUUGAACCUGAAACGUCUGCCCAGUAAAACCAAACUACGUGUUCAUAGUAAGAGGAGAAACACAGCGGAAUUUAGAGAGCAGUGCUACUGUCCUACAACUAUAUUUAUAUAUUUCAUGCUUUUUUGUCUUCAGUGCAAUAUUCUUAAUCUCUAAAACCAUGAACAGUAAAGCAUUGAUUUCAGAAUUGUAUUCAGUGCGUAUAGUGUAAGACAGGGAUGCCUUACUUAUGGCCUAUGGCUGUCAGGGAUGGUGUGAAUUCUAGUUAAGCAUCUGGGGUCGCCACAGGUAAGACCUAAUCAAAGUUGCCUUGUUGACGGGCCUUUGCGUUGUGAAUAUCUUGAAUAAAUUCACCAAGAGCCUUUUAAACAAUGUAGAAUAUAUAUGAAAAAUCAUUGCCAUAAUCUUAAGAAUCUGCCUGAUUUGGGCCAUAAGAUAUUUUUUUUUUUUUUAAUGGGGAUAUUCGCAUAAUCCAUGUAAAGUGUUUCUGUAAAAUAGUUUGUCUAAAUUAAACAGUAUGUUUUGAGCAGAGUUGACAACUUUAUUUAAAAAAAAAAAACAAAAUUAACUCUGUUCUGACAUAAAUAAAUGGCUAUUCUGGACCAAA